UAACUCCUGGCAGAUAAGAGAGCCAAGUUUUGCACAAAGUGGGUAGAUAAAUCCUUGCGUGUGCUAAGUGUGACAUCUCUAAGGCGGCCUGGCCGCCCGUGUCCUGUGAUGAGGCUGGCCCACCCAGGGGUGUGGUGAUAGGGUUGGUCCUGUGUGGUCCUGAUAACCCCAGCUCUACCAAGGAGGAAGAUGGGAUAAGAUAGGCCCCUGAGCUAGUUGGGGGGACUGAGAAACAAACACCGCAGGGCGCAGCGAAGGAGUCCAGCGCUCUGGACUUGUUUCCACUUCUGAUUUGCUGCAGGACUUUGGAGCUGAGUCGACAGCAGACACCCCGGAGCCUAGAGUCCAUCUAGCGGGCUGCCCUGUGCCCUGGCCUGCACCAUGCAUCACCAGUCCAUACUGCACAGCGGCUACUUCCACCCACUGCUGCGGACCUGGCAGGCCUCUGCCUCCACCAUCAGUGCCUCCAACCUCAUCUAUCCCAUCUUUGUCACGGAUGUUCCUGAUGAUGUCCAGCCUAUUGCCAGCCUCCCAGGCGUGGCCAGGUACGGCGUGAACCAGCUAGAGGACAUGCUGAGACCCCUGGUGGAAGCAGGCCUGCGCGCUGUCCUGAUCUUUGGUGUCCCCAGCAGAGUUCCCAAGGACGAACAGGGCUCUGCAGCUGACUCUGAGGACUCCCCGGCUGUUGAGGCCGUCCGCUUGUUGAGGAAGACCUUCCCUGACCUCCUAGUGGCCUGUGAUGUUUGCCUGUGCCCCUACACCUCCCAUGGUCACUGUGGCCUCCUGAGUGAGAAAGGCGCAUUCCUAGCUGAGGAAAGCCGACAGCGGUUGGCAGAGGUGGCACUGGCCUAUGCCAAGGCAGGAUGUCAGGUUGUAGCUCCAUCAGACAUGAUGGACGGACGUGUCGAAGCCAUCAAGACUGCCCUACUAAAACAUGGACUUGGCAACAGGGUCUCUGUGAUGAGCUAUAGUGCCAAAUUUGCCUCCUGUUUCUAUGGCCCUUUCCGGGAUGCAGCUCAGUCGAGCCCAGCUUUUGGGGACCGCCGCUGUUAUCAGCUGCCUCCUGGAGCCCGUGGCCUGGCCCUUCGUGCCGUUGCCCGGGACAUUCGGGAAGGAGCUGACAUGCUCAUGGUGAAGCCAGGAUUGCCCUACCUGGAUGUGGUGCGGGAGGUGAAGGACAAGCACCCCGAGCUCCCCCUCGCGGUAUACCAGGUGUCAGGAGAGUUUGCCAUGUUGUGGCACGGAGCCCAGGCUGGGGCCUUUGAUCUCAGGACUGCUGUACUGGAGUCUGUGACUGCCUUCCGCAGAGCUGGUGCCGACAUUAUCAUCACCUACUUUACACCCCAGUUGCUGAAGUGGCUAAAGGAAGAGUGAUGGAGAGCAUAGGGUUUGAUCUUGACAGAGCUCCUUGGGCCUUGAGUGAAACCAAAGUAAAUGCUGGAACUGUGACUGUGCCGUCUUCCUGACCGUGCUGUUGGCAGGCGCAGCACCGUGGGUGGUCCUGCCAACAUGCUGAGCUCCCACUCUCUUUCCCACCCUGGCUCAGCCCAGAGAUUCAUCUCCCUGCUUCUGAGGUGUGGCUUCAGCUUGGCAGGAGCCAGGAGCCCUAGGCACAGGCCUUGGGCUUUGUGACGAGAUGGGAGCAGCUGGAUCUUGAACCCCAAAGAAGACUUAUGCAUUAGUGAGGCUCAAAUCCCAGAAGCAGAGGGAACACACACACAUACACACACACACACACACACACACACACACACACCUGAGAACUUCUGCCCAGGGCUAUUUGGACUCAGCAGGACACACAGUAGCUUGUCUCUAGACAGAGAGAGGGGAGUCAGAUAAGACAUAACAAAGCAGUUGAAGUGAUACUUGCUUAGAAGGAAAGGGUCAAGACAGAAGCUGCCCCUCAGCUGAGACCUCAGAGGGACAAAGAGGACAGAUGUUCAGAGACCCCUUUGGGAGGAGGAGUUUUACGGGACUGGAGGACAGUCCAGGAGGAAGGUGAAUAACAGGCUGGAGCUUAGAGUGAUUACUUCCCACACAUUUGGCAUCUGAUGACAGCCAUCUUAAAGAUGCUGAGGUGGUUUGCUGUGGUUUGAUUUGCUCCACUAAGUACUGAAUACUCACCUAUCAAGACAAGCGCUCUGCCACUGAGCUAUCCUAGCCCUUCAAGAGAAUCUGGAGAGCUGGGAGGUGGGGUGGCACAUGCCUUUAAUCCCAGCACUCGGGAAGCAGAGGCACGCUGAUCUCUGAGUUCAAAGCCAGCCUGGUUUACAGAGCAAGUUCCAGGACAGGCUCCAAAGCUACAGAGAAACCUGUCUCGAAAAGAAAAAAAAAAAAAAAGGAAAAAAGAGAGAAUCUGGAAAGAGGACUAGAGAUUUUGGUGGAAGGGAAUAAAGGACAGGAGGGAGUGGGAGUGUCUUAAGCACCGGCUGCUUUCAGUUUACCUGACAUCUGACACGCACUGCCACUAAUGAACAUUAUAGUUGGGGCUAGUUUGCAGCUCACCCCACUUCAGAGUCUUCAUUGUAGCACCAAAGCAAGUUCAGUUCAGACUCUAAAGCGAGAUGAAAUCUGUUUUUAAAAUGUAGAAUUAUUGGGUUAUAAACUGGCAGCUUCUGCGGUCAGACUGGUCCUAACUCUUGGUAACUUUCAUUAGAGCUGUGACUGACCCAUAAGAGCUGAGCUUCCUGUUUCUCACCUUGUGAAGGGUAGCCUCCAAAAUCAGGUUUUUUAAAAGUUGUUACUGAGCUAUGUAUUUUUCUCCCCUUCCCUCCCUUCCCUCCCCUCUCCUACCUACUACCCUCUUCCACAGUCCCCCCACUCUCCCAGUUUACUCAGGAGAUCUUGUCUUUUCCACUUCCCAUGUAGAUUAGAUCCGUGUAUGUCUCUCUUAGGUCCUCACUGUUAUCUGGGUUCUCUGCAAAAUCAGAUCUUAACAGUCCUAAACAUUCCCUUUCUGGGAGCCUGAGCCUAGAUCGAUGGUCUGGAGCUCAGAUCACUAAUUUGAGACACCCCAUCAUUGGGCCAGAAGUAUACCAGACUAGAACUGUCUUAUCUCCUAGACGUGUUCCACCGCCUCUGAGCUCUUCUCCAGUUAAAAUGGUUCAUGUGUUAGGGGUGGCUUUCCUUGGCCAUCCCAGAGCCAUCGUCACCAAGUCAAUGCAGAAAGCCAGAAGGUGUGCUGCCCCGCAGAUACAACAUGUUAACCGAUGUACCCAGGAACUUAUUGUAGACACUGAGCAGACAGACACAAGUGAAGUGUGAAGGUCACCAGGUCCCGACCUCUGAAAGUUCAGAGAAUUGUUCCCUGAAGGACCAAUAUUUGGAUGAGCAGCUAAGCUGAGACAGAAUUGGGCAAGAAUGUUCUAGGGAAAGAACCAUUGUGUAAAGUUCCUGGGACCCAAAGCUAUGAACACAGGACGAGUGGCUGGCAUACCAGGAAAGAUACAAGCAGGUGACCUCAAGAGUGGAGCUUCAGGCCAAACCACAUGGGUUCAAGGUCACAUUUCCCUAACUUUAUUCCAAGAAUGUCAGCAGAAUGACCUCAACACCAUGACAUGAUACAGAUGAGGUGUUUGAGUGGGCUAAGUGACCAUAGGGAUGCAAAAUAGAUUUUUUGUUUUUUGGUUUUUUGAGACAGGGUUUCUCUGUGGCUUUGGAGCCUGUCCUGGAACUAGCUCUUGUAGACCAGGCUGGUCUCAAACUCACAGAGAUUCACCUGCCUCUGCCUCCCAAGUGCUGGGAUUAAAGGCGUGUGCCACCACCGCCCGGCCAAAAUAGAUGUAUUUAGGACAUAAUUAGGAGGUAAAUUGGACAUGAGAGAUGAACUUGCUUGUCUAGGUGGCAGGUGGGCCAUUUAGUGGAGAAAACAGGUCCAAGGUAAGUUUAGCUUGGGAUUCUUGGCAGUGACAAAGGUCUGUCUAGAGAUUUGAUGGCACUUCUCCAAGGCCGUAUUUAUGGCAGAACUGGGUAAGACCACAGCUAGAAAGAAACCCAGAUGUUGCAUUCUGACCUGACUCCAAAGUCUCUGCUUUUAACCACUUCUUGACACUCUCCAGUAAGCAGCAGUGAACGCAUGGCUGGCGCUUGUGUGUGAUCAACUUUGGCAUGACAGGAAGGCCCAGGAACCCAUUUUCCUUCAGGUGUCAGUGGCGCCCCCUGGAGUCUUGUCACCUAAAGUGUCCACUUGGUGGCAUCUUUAGAAAGCAGUCAUGGGCAGUUACAUCUAGCUUAGGGUAGGAGGGGCAAUUGUGCCCAUGAAGUUAGAGCAGGAUGAUUGCCAGGACUUCUAGACGAAUCCCAGCUGCAGGGUAGGGUUAUUUUUUUAAAAUCAGGAAGGGACAGAGUCUUCUGGAAAGGUUGCCGUCUUCCUUCACAGACUGGCAAGGCAUCCAGAAACCUCAAUGAGUAAGACUUGGUUUUUCAUUCUCAAAUGUGCCAGUUUAGGCUGUAGCUUGUCUGUUUGACGAGCAUUUUAACCAGCUACUUAACUCCCCCAAGUGGAGACCAUGGGUUUCCAGCCUUUGUCCCACAUGGACUGCCACAGGAAGGGCCUGUGAUUUGUGGCGGACCAGAUUCUGGGUGGGUUUGAUUGCAGGCUAAAACAGUUAAAUAGAAAAAACAGUUCCACUGGUUUUCACGCCAAGAUCUUGAUAAGACCAGAAGUGUCCCUGGGUCAAAGACUUACUCUUGGCCUUGUGUAGACUUUAUUGCUGUAGAUAAGCCUUCCCAGUAAACUAUGUGAACCCUGUAACCCUGAAAGGACCCCUAAGGUUUGUAAUCUCAGAAAAAAUAUCCAUUCUGUCCCUCCCCUGCCGGAAGAGCUGCGGUUGCUCUGCUUGGUCACAUGCCUGCCAUUUGGCUCACUCACUAUGGACUAAGGGGCAACAGUUGAGCUGCCCCAUUGCAUGAAAGGCUGGCAAGGCCCUGACUCUUGUACCAAUGGUCCUCUCUGCCUGAAAUGCAUUUCCCUCUAAGUCUGGGUGUCUCCUUUUAUGUGCUGAGCUGAGCUGGUGUCACUCACUUCCUCGAACCUGAUCCAACAAUCUGUCAAAACUUAGCCUCUGUAUUUGGAUUAGUGAAUAGAACAAAAGCCAAAAUAACAAUAAGUGUAAAGGUUUACUUCUUGGAAGUGGUGAGAUGACUCAACAGAUCUAAGUGCUUGCCUUGCAAGCCUCACCUGAAUUCAAUGCAUAGCACCCACUGAAAAGAGAGAAUUAACUUCCAAAACAUUUUGUCUUCUGACUACCACAUGCCCACUUUGGUAUUUGUGCGUGUGUGUGUGAGAGAGACAGAGAGAGUUAUAUAAUUCUGUAAGCACACUGGGACUGGUUUGCCAGUUUGUGCAGGCAGGGGGAUUGAUCUCAGUUCCUGACUUAUUCUGCAUUCCAUUUUCAUCUCUUAAGUGUGGUAGCACAUUCUUAUAAACCCAGCAUUGGACACCUGGGGCAGGAGGAUCAUGAGUUCAAGGCUAUCCCAUGCAACACAUCAACAAUUCACAAAAUCACAUGCAUGAGCACCAAAGGGGUGGGGAGCAUUGAGGUGUCAUAAAUCCUUUUUUUCUAACACUGAAAGGUAGAUGGCCUUUGAGAAUGCAAAACAAGAGACUUCUAGUUACUAGUACAGCCACUUCAGAAAUCUAUCUACUGAAAGGAAGCAUACUUGAUGAGGGUGUCCUGACAAAAGUAUUUACUGGUGUUCUCUGAGACACACUUAGUAGGUUCACAUGCGCCUGCUGUCUUCAGCUACUUAGAUGUGAGGAUCAUAAGCCAAGGUUGGAGACCAACCUAAGAGAAAAUUGUUGAGAACACUUUCUAGUAUGUGUGAUCAUUCCAGACUGGAACUAACCCAGUGCCAUCAGCAUUGAGGUGUAUUCUAUUUUAAUAAUGGAAUGUUAGGGCUGGAGAGAUGGCUCAGAGGUUAAGAGCAUUGCCUGCUCUUCCAAAGGUCCUGAGUUCAAUUCCCAGCAACCACAUGGUGGCUGACAACCAUCUGUAAUGGGGUCUGGUGCCCUCUUCUGGCCUGCAGACAUACACACAGAAUAUUGUAUACAUAAUAAAUAAAUAAAUAAAUAAA
Messenger RNA from Chionomys nivalis (European snow vole), 6075 nucleotides. RefSeq names its product aminolevulinate dehydratase (gene Alad). Bases 382 to 1374 code for a protein of 330 amino acids. Gene Ontology annotation, cellular component: cytosol. NCBI's taxonomy places the organism in Eukaryota, Metazoa, Chordata, Mammalia, Rodentia, Cricetidae. Gene Ontology annotation, biological process: heme biosynthetic process. The record is from RefSeq and is a predicted model, not a curated record. The transcript has 12 exons. Gene Ontology annotation, molecular function: porphobilinogen synthase activity; zinc ion binding.